Molecule: messenger RNA, 744 nt
Organism: Arvicanthis niloticus (Nile rat)
Lineage: Eukaryota; Metazoa; Chordata; Mammalia; Rodentia; Muridae
Source: RefSeq, a predicted model, not a curated record
AUGGCUGGGCUGCUGGCUACCUGUUCAGCUGAAAAGCAUGAGCUCCAAGGUUUCAGGGGCGUGGCUCUGGUUGCGGGGCGUGGCCAGGACUUGCAAGCUGACUCGAGGAGACUCUCAGUUCCAGAGCCACAACUGUCCACACCUGACAGUUCUUGGGGGACCUGGAGACCGUUGACCAGGCUGAGGGCUGACACAGGGCACCUCGGAAGUGAGAAGGCGGGCUUUCUUUUGCACGUCCAGAGGAAUGGACGUGGCGUGCAGAAGCGGGAGGGAAUAGAAGCCACCUGGGUAGGGAAGGUCUCUGACCGACAGCCCAUCCUUUUGCAGCGCCCUGUCCCAGGGUCAUGUGGCCACCGUUGGUGCUGCUGUUUCUGCUGCUUCCUGCUGCCCAUGGCGCCCCCCACCCAGCUGCGGACCUCCAGGAAAACUUUCCAACCGUAUUCGAAGAAAUUCAAACUGAAGGAGACAGAGGCAUGUGGAGGGAAGACAACCCGUUCGCUGGCUCCCGCUGUCCUCCUGGCUCAUGAGGUGGCCUCUAUGUGGUCCAGAAGCUGGGGACGAGGACCUGUAGCCUCAUGAGGGCCUGCCAGGCACAGGAUCGGGAGCUCCCCACUCCUUCUCUGGGGCCCUUCAGCUGCUGAAGGGGCUGGGGGUGGACACUAGUAUUCUAGCAGGGGACAUAUGUGGAACUCACCAGUCCCACCUGCAGCACCAUUUCAGAAUAAAAGAAAAAUUUCAAGUUUA